Messenger RNA from Blepharisma stoltei, 1518 nucleotides. The record is from the annotation of a GenBank genome assembly. Lineage: Eukaryota; Ciliophora; Heterotrichea; Heterotrichida; Blepharismidae.
AUGGAGGCGAAAUCACUUACUUCUGAUGUAUGAAUUGACUUCAGACAGAUGGCAAAGAAUGCAAAAACUAUAGAUAUCGCAAAACUGAUUUGUAAGCAAAUUGAAGGUACUGAAAGAGAAUUAUCUCCAUCAGAUAUUAUCUUGUAUGCUAACGGCAGACGGCUUUAUCCUAACGAAAAGCGUGAUGAAAAGAAUUGGCUGCACCUCUCAUUUAUGUUUGCACCCAACGUCCCGAUAUGGAAAAUCCAUUACAGAAUCAGCUAUCUCAAAAUAGCUGGGCUGAUCAGUUUUCCAUUUCCCGAGAGAUAUACAAUUUAUGACCUACUGAAUAAGAUCAUCGAGCGUAUUUCUCUUGACAAUAAUUCAGAUUUUAGACAAAUUAAAUUCAAGUGCUACGAUAUAUUGAGCCCUGAUGCUCCAUUGCAAGUAAUAAAUAAUGCUUGCUCGCUAAACAUUAUAUUCAAAAAUGAUAAAGUUUAUACCCUUGCUUAUGUACGUGUUUUAAUAAGUUUUGAUGACGGAAGCUCAACAUGGGUAUACAUCAAAGGACAAUCAAAAAUCAUAAAAUUAAAAUGAAUUCUAGCCUGCAAAGGUAAAAAGGUCGAUCGACUGGUCAAAAACAACAUGCUUUUAAAUGACAAUGAAACCAUCGAAAAUCUAGGCAUUAAAGAUGGUGAUAUUAUUGAAGCCCAGCAUGGAGCCUUAGGUGGGGCUACAAAUGCUGGCUUUAUAUUUGCCAAUCUUUCCCAUGAAAAAGAAGUCCAUUUGAAAUUUGAUGAAAAUGCUCCAGCCUGAAGAACUGCAAAAAGAGGAAUUUCUUUUAAAACUAAAUGCUACAACCCUGAAUGUGAAGCCUCAAGAGAGGGGUUUAUUUUAGUCAAUAAAGGAUUUGGAGUUUUUAAUAUUGGGGAAACUACGACUGAUUUAUAUUGCCCAGUUUGUAAGCGAAAAGCAGCAGAUGCAGAAAAUUGUGGAUUUUUUGACUGCAAAUGGAGAUUUAGAGGGGUAAAGAGUCAUAGAAGUGACGAAAUUAGCAUGCCGAUUGAAUCUGAAACAUGUGAAGCUGGGAGAGAUAGCUAUACCACUUUUGAAGAGUAUGGGGAAAGAUGGAAUUGGAUUAAAGUUGAAGUUAGAGAAAAAGGAGAAGAAUAUUGAUUGAGUACAAAAAAAGAUUGGAAUUUAACUCCCACCCCCGUGAGUGAACAAAACCAUUAGAAAAAAUCCCUAUUUUUUGCCCGAAUAAAAAUUCUUUUAAUAGAAAAAAAUUUUUAUAUAUAAGUGAUAAUCAUAUAAUGAAAUCUCGAGCUAAUUCUGUUUAAUUUUAAACAAAUUGCGUUUUAACACAUAAAUUUUACAAAUUAAAUUAAUAUUUGCUUCCAAUUUUUGCGAAUUAGGAUUUUUUUUAAAAAUAAAAAUUAACCUCCCUCCAUGAGCAAACAAAAUUUUUUUAAAAAUAAAAAUUAAACCUCCCUCCAUGAGCAAACAAGAUUUUUUAGUUCGCUCACGGAGGGGGAGUAA